Molecule: messenger RNA, 548 nt
Organism: Gossypium arboreum
Lineage: Eukaryota; Viridiplantae; Streptophyta; Magnoliopsida; Malvales; Malvaceae
Product: ubiquitin-like protein 5
Exons: 2
Coding region: 97-318 (73 amino acids)
Biological process (GO): protein modification process; mRNA splicing, via spliceosome
Cellular component (GO): cytoplasm; nucleus
Molecular function (GO): protein tag activity; protein binding
Source: RefSeq, a predicted model, not a curated record
AUAAAUUAAGAGAUGGACGCGUCAACGAUACAGCAACAAACAAUAAUAUUUGGUAAUUUGUGUUAACAGGAAAAUAGAAAGAAAGAAAGAAAGGAGAUGAUAGAGGUAGUGUUGAACGACAGGCUGGGGAAGAAGGUGAGGGUGAAGUGCAACGAGGACGACACCAUCGGCGACCUCAAGAAGCUGGUUGCUGCUCAGACUGGAACCCGAGCCGAUAAGAUUCGAAUCCAGAAGUGGUACACCAUCUACAAGGACCAUAUCACCCUCAAAGACUACGAGAUUCACGAUGGCAUGGGCCUCGAGCUCUAUUACAACUAACCUCUCCUUCAAUCAAUCCCCUUUAUUCAGGUUUGAAGAUGCAAUAGGGAGUAAAGAUGUAUUUCAACUACAGGGAGAGAUGAGUGGCAUGCCUUUCAGGAAAGUGUUGAUGUUUAGCUAGUAAUAAUUUUUGUAAUAUGUUAAUGGACUUUUCACCUAUCCAGAUACUUCUAAUUUGGCUAAUACCAAAAAAAUAAAUAAAUAAAUAAAAGUGUUGAAGUUUAUGGACA